Molecule: messenger RNA, 1275 nt
Organism: Acyrthosiphon pisum (pea aphid)
Lineage: Eukaryota; Metazoa; Arthropoda; Insecta; Hemiptera; Aphididae
Product: zinc finger MYM-type protein 1-like
Exons: 1
Coding region: 1-1275 (424 amino acids)
Molecular function (GO): protein dimerization activity
Source: RefSeq, a predicted model, not a curated record
AUGAACUGUAGAGGUCAAGCAUAUGACAAUGGGUCAAACAUGGUUGGUAAGUAUCAAGGGGUACAGACACGUGUAACCAAUCAAAAUCCAAGAGCAUUUUUUACCCCAUGUGCCUCUCAUAACUUAAAUUUAGUACUUCGAGACGCAGCUAAAAAUUCAUCUAGGGCAUCAACAUUUUUUGGAACAGUACAACGAAUAUAUACUAUUUUUUCUGCAUCAACUAGUCGCUGGGACAUUUUCAAACAAUUUUGUAGUAUUUUUACAGUAAAAAAAUGGUCGGAAACACGUUGGGAAAGUCGAGUGAAUAGUGUUAAAGCUCUCCGAUUCCAAUUAUCAAAUAUAAUAGAAGCUCUAGAAGAAGUAUCAGAAACAGCUAAUGACUCAAUUGCCAAAAGUGAUGCUAGAUCCUUAUUUAUUGAAAUAAGUACAUAUGAAUUUAUACUAAGUCUAAUAAUUUGGUAUGACAUAUUAGUUCAAGUCAACAUAGUAAGUAAGAGUUUACAAGGGAAAGAUGCAGAUAUUAAUAUUUCAAAUGACAUGAUACAAAGUUUAUUAGCUUUUUUGAAAUCUUACAGAGAAUCAGGGUUUAUGAAUGCUAAAAUAAUUGCUAAUAAUUUGGCAAAAGAAAUUGAAGUUGAACCAGUAUUUAAGAAAACCCGACCAAGAAAGAAAAAGAAAAAUUUUGAUUAUGAAGGAAAUGAUGAAAGAAUCAAUGACGAAGAAGAAAAUUUUAGACAAGAAUAUUUCUUACUAGUUAUAGAUCAAGCAACUAGUUCAGUUGAAAAUCGUUUUAAACAAAUUGAAUCGUACAAAGAUUAUUUUGGGUUUUUAUUUCGCAUUGGAAAGUUACGAUAUAUGAAUGAUGACAAUUUAAUGAAAUAUUGUAAGGAACUUGAAAUUAAUCUAAAAGAUGGGAAUUCGAAAGAUAUUGAUUUCAUGGAGUUGUAUAAUGAAUUGGUAAAUUUCAGAUUGAUAAUAAAUGAAGAAACGACUCCUCUUGAAGCUUUGUCAGUGCUAAAAUAUUCUUCAGAAUGUUUUCCAAAUAUUGGUAUUGCCCUUAGAAUUUUACUGACAAUACCAGUAACUUCGGCAUGUGCCGAGAGAAGCUUUUCGAAAUUGAAAUUAAUAAAAACAUAUUUGAGAAACAAGUUAAGCCAAGAAAACAUUUCUGGUCUUUCAAUAAUUUCAAUAGAAAAAGAUAUUUCUGAAUCUUUAAAUUAUGAUGAUAUCAUAAAUCAGUUUGCUGCUAAAAAAUCAAGGAAAGUAAUGUUUUAA